GUGACCUUUUCAGCACGGCUUUUCUUUCGCUCAGUCAUGGAGUACAGACCGCACUACAGUCAGCCAUUCACGCUGCAAGAAGCGGCGCACAUGGAUGUGCCUGUCAUUACCGAAGAGAUUGGACGACUACAAAACUCAUUGGUCCACUUGAAGAGGACCCAAGACGAGCUACAAAUGGCGGCAAAAGCAGAUCCUGAUCCUGAGUUCAUCAAGGCCAUAGAAGAGAAUGAGCUCGUCAUAGGUUCGCAACAAGAACGAGUAGCGAUCCUAAAGAUGGCGCUAACUGAGAGAGGCAUCCUGAUGGGCAGCCAUUACGAUGUGGCUUCCCUACCCCCGAAUGAACCCAGCCGAACCAUAACGCAAACGUCAAGUGAAACAAUAGCCGGCGGGCGUCCCGAUGAUUUUCAAUCGGGGGAGACGGUCGAUGAGCAUGGCGUCUACCUAUAAUCAAGAUGACUGAUAAUCAUGCUGAAGGGAAAAGUCGUUCACGACUAGUCGGGCGAUAUGUUUAUCAUACAUUGCUUUGUGUAUUUCUACAAACCUAAACUUGUACAUACAACAUGAUUUCGACACAAAGUCAAAAAGAAAACGAUUC
This is a messenger RNA of Postia placenta MAD-698-R-SB12, 595 nucleotides long. RefSeq lists its product as hypothetical. The record is from RefSeq and is a predicted model, not a curated record. Gene Ontology annotation, biological process: proteasome regulatory particle assembly. Gene Ontology annotation, molecular function: protein-macromolecule adaptor activity. The coding region runs from base 37 to 447 and encodes 136 amino acids. The transcript has 3 exons. Lineage: Eukaryota; Fungi; Basidiomycota; Agaricomycetes; Polyporales; Adustoporiaceae.